AUGUCAAGACGUCAGGUACGUCAGGUUGCGGGUCUAUAUGCGUUGUCCUUAUGUGGUAGGCUCACAGCGACUAGGGUAGUAGGGGCGAUAAGUGUACUCACACGCGGGGCACACCCCUGAGUCGGGGGUGGGGGGUUGUCACAGGCCCGUCAAAGUAGGUUGUAGAGUGAAGGAAGUGUGUAGGUUAAAAAAGUGGGGAGUUAUAAAGAUCCCCAAGUAGAGGUGGCCCCGAGAAGGGGAAAGGAAAGUGUCCACCUCGGUCCUCCUUUGUGGAAAGGAGGAUGUAGCCGUGCGACGGCAAGAGGUGCCCGGGCCCACCCAGGUAACCAGACCGAUGUGUGGGCCUACGGGAAGCUCCGACGUCUUAAGCUAUGCACGGCCUUUGUUAGGGGUUAGCAGCCCCGCCCCAAUCCUUAUUGGGCCGAAAGUGAGAGUGUUGUAACCGAUCAAUAUUAACCAGCUCCCCUCCGCCAGCCCUCCAGCCUGGUGCCGGUAUCAGUACAUGGAAAGCCAAACAUAUAAACAGUAGCAUACAUACAUUUCAACAUUGUAACAUAUGAGCCCAAUCGGCUUGCCCCCUCCACCGCCCCGUCUCCCGCCCUCCCCAAUUUCCCGGACCUGGGUGCGCCUCCUGCAUCCUGGACGUUAGUCAAUGAAAAACAAAUAACGUAUAAGUGACAGCAUCACGGACAUUAGACAUGCAUACAUAAUAUGAGGUUAUUAUUAUGUUUUCCUGCUCCUUUCAUUCCCCCCCUGCCUUUCUCCUCCCCUUUUCCCUUCCCCCCUCCCCUCCUCUCUCACCUGUUCCCGUCUCAUUCCUCUUCCCCCUUUCUUUUCUUACCUUCCCCCCAUCUGUCUUCCCUCCCCCCUCUCUGCUUACCCUUUGUGUGGCAAUUGGGGAAUAUAUUCGAUAAUGUGUCUGCGAAAUAUGGCCCGGGUGUAUCACAUCUAUGUCCCAGUUCUAUCCCCCUCCACAUCUAUCUAUGCUAAAUCCUCCUAUCUGUUUCUGCGGGUGUGUUGUGGCGAGUGCCCCCUACCCCUGGUAUGGCAGCCCAUCGAGUGACUACCCAGUGUAUAAUGUGCUCCACCCACUUAUCUGCUGGUACGUGAUGGAGGAAAAAUAUCACGUGGUGGUGGAGUAUGGCUUAACUAAUGAAUGGUCUGCAAGAUCCAGGGAGGUGUCAUGUAUAAGGCUAUUGAUGCGUCUUAUUCCCUGUGUGUUGGAUACUAUAACCAUUAAUUCUAGGUGUAAAACAUGCAGAUCAGUCGGACCGAGCAUAACCAUUAGCAUGUGCUCAAGGGUAGUGUCCUGUACCGUAAAACCGUGGUGAGCUUCUCCUGAGUUGACAGCGUAAUGCCGGAGAUUCCGUUCCUCGCGUGAUGGAGCUUCGUGCAGUGGUGUAUGUUCAUCCCCCAAAGUACUCAGCUCGUCAUGUCAUCUAGAGCUUGUGUUAUGCCGCCCUCAUCCGUUUGGUACGGCAGCUCCACUCGUUCCGUAUAACAAGUGCCCCCCAGUUUCCCCACCCCAAACCUUAUUCCCGUGUGAUGGUAGGGCAAGCUGUGUUCGAACUCAGUCUCGGCAGGAAAGGGAAAGAGAGAAAAAAAAAAAAAAGAGGGGGGGGUGGGGGGAGAAAAAUAUACAUGUACGUUACAUCUUCGUUAUCAAGCUGUGUAGGUCCCCGGAUCGUCCAGCAGGGUAGCAUAUUCAAGCACGCCGUGUGCCAUGAAAGCUAUGGCAAGUGCAGGUCUCCCAGGUGGGGGUGAGGAUCAGGGAGACGUGCCCGGUGGGGGCGGCGGUACGACCCCUUAUUCUGGCACCUCCUGGUUGUUGCGCCUUUGUUGCGCUGGUCCCUGUGGCGGUCCUCCUCCUCGCCUCCUGGGUGCUCUUUGCGGCUGUGGUCUCCCCCCUAGGGGGCCCAGGAUCCAAUCAGGGACCGAGAUAUGCGGUAGAUCCAUUUCUUCCAGAAAUCUCGGAAUCUCCUCGGGCCAACGAAUGGAGGACCAUCCAUUCUGGUGGCGGGCCAACAAGGCAAAAGGAUAGCCCCAUCUGUAUUGGAUAUUCCUCUCUUGAAGGGCCGCUGUUAUGGGCUUCAGUGCCCUUCUGGCCUCCAAUGUGAUGGGGGAGAGAUCAUUAAAUAGGGAUACCAUUGUGUCCCUAAAAUUCCAAGUAGGCCUGGAUCUGGCCGCUUUCAUGAUGGCGUCUUUGUCACGGAAGGAGCUGAGGCAGCAUAUUAUAUCCCUCGGGUUGUCGUCCGACGACCUGGGGCGUAGUGCUCUGUGUGCCCGCUCAUAGCUGAAUGUGUGUGGGGCAUCCGCUCCCAGGAUCAUGUGAAAGAUGUCAUUGAGGAUGUUUUCAAUAGUUUCCCCGUCUGAUUCAGGGACCCCGCGGACCCUAAUGUUGCAUCUCCUCCCCCUAUUGUCCAAGUCCUCUAUUGUUCUCCUCAUGUGUAGGAGCAUUUCCCCCUGGCGUGCAAGGGCUGUAUCGGUCGCCUGCAGCCUAGUGGCCUGAGUUUCCUGAGAGUGUUCCAGGCUUUGUAUGCGGCCUGUAUGGGCAGUUACUUCUGACCUGAUUCCUGCAAUCUCGGCUCGUAGGGCGUCCUGUAUGGAGGUGGUAUGUACCAAGAGGUCUGCUUUUGUGGCCAUGGCAGCAGCCAUUGAUCUGAUCUCCUCCCCGAUCCCCUCUAGUGUAGCGCCACGAGGUUCUCGGACUGUUCUGCCGACGCCAUAUUGGAUCCGCCGGCCUCCCCGCUCAUGUCGGCUUGGCUGUGGAGGAAACCGUCCAUUCGGCCGUGAGUGUGCCCUAUCUGGGAGCCCCUCGGGGUCUGGGGGGCAUCAGUGCGACGGUGGCGUCCCAUGUGUGCGGAGAGUGGCUGAUUAAUAGGCUAUGGUAGGUGCCGGCGUGUCGGUGCUCACUCUCUAUGCGUCCAUCUCGUUCGGAGCUCAGGCCACACCCCCCUCUGGUAUUUGUUAAGGUGUCUGGCCCCCGAAUGUAGAAAGUAAAAAUAUGUAUUUUCUCCUUCGCUCUGCGCUGCCAUCCUGCCUCCUUGGCUGAGAUCAUCGAGAUUGAUAAUACCAGCAAAUCCAAUGCUUUUCCAUCAGAAUGCAUGGCGAUAAGCUGCACCAAUCAGAUGGUCUCUAUAAGAGUUUGAUAGACAUAGCCACGUUUUAUUCGGCUAUAUCUGUGGAAGUGUCUCUAGAGGUUGUCUGAGUGACCGGUACUAGAGGCAUUUAAACCAUGCAGCAAAAAUGUUACGGUUCCAGCAGAACAGCAAUGUCUUCACUGGCAGGGUUAAAACAAGGUGGACUUGGCACCCAGACCAGACCAUUCAGAUGAAGUGGCCUGAGUAUCUUUUAUUGCCCUUCAGGGUUGCACUGAGAAGUGGAAAUGGAAUAACUUUCUUUCUAUUAGCGUGUUUGUAGAAUAAGGCCUUCAAGUUCCAGGGAGAGGUGGAAAUGAAUUGGCUUUGUUUCUGUUAGCUUGUUUGUGGGAUCCUGGUGACUAGUGACUCCUUCCUGCUUUCCCUCUGCAUGUGGCACAGUUUCCUGUAUUGGAAGAAGCCGCGGCGCUCAGACCACCUCUGAGACCCAGUGACAUUUGUACCCCUUCCUUUGCUAUGACUCUGUCUGAAUGCCCAAUGUUCCAGAUACAUUUUUGCAAAUCCAAACUGGGGACAUUCUCACUUUAAUAAACAACCCGGACACAGUCAGAGUUUUUUCUAACAUGCGUAUUCAAAUUUAAGGCCAGAGUACUCAACUGAAAGCAUAGCUGAUAAUUGUCCCAGUUUAGCUAUUUUGACCUUAAAUGGGACACAAUAAUCACCAGACAAGGUUAAUGUAGUUGUUCUGAUGUCUAUUGCCUGUCCCUGCAGGCAUUUUAAUGUAAACUCUGGCUUUUCAGUUUCAGGAACACCUCUAGUAACAGUCAAGUGGCAGUCACUCAGACGGACACGAGAGGUGCACUGAUGUUGAUCUCAAUGAGGAAAUGCUGACUGGUGCAGCACAUUGUUUUGCUGCACUUGCGCAAUAGCCUCCCAAUGUUUUCCUAUGGGAUGGGAUUGGAUGAGAUUGUCAAUAUUGGUGAUCUCAACCAAGGAGGCGGAAUAGGGGUGGAGUCAGCUGCAAUGGACCUGUGCGGUGCUGGAAUCAAGGUGAGUAAAUUCACCUUUUACAUUUGUUACAGGGGGGCGAAACCUAAAUUGUGUUAUUACAUUUAUAGUGACAGGAGCACUUGCUUGUACUCCUGUCACUAUAGUGUGCCAUUAAAGAAACACUAUAGUGUCGGGAUACAAAUGUAUAUUCCUGUCACUAUAGUUCUAAUAUUGUAAUUAGAUUGGCUGAGAUCAUGAAAUUUUGAUGAUUUCAGUAAUGGAGGCAUUAAACUGUUCUGCCCCAAUCAGCAUCUUCUCAAAUAGAUGCUUUGAAUUAAAGGGACACUAUAGUCACCAGAACAACUACAGCUUAUUGAAUUUGUUCUGGUGAGUAGAAUCAUUACCUUCAGGCUUUUUGCUGUAAACACUGUCUUUUAAGAGAAAAUGCAGUGUUUACAUUACAACCUAGUGAUAACUUCACUGGCCACUCCUCAGAUAGCUGUUAGAGAUCCUUCCUGGAUCAUGGCUGUCUAAAAUGCAUCCAAACAUUCAGUAUCUCCUCCCUCUGCAUGCAGACACUUAAAGGAACACUAUAGUCACCUAAAUUACUUUAGUUAAAUAAAGCAGUUUUAGUGUAUAGAUCAUUCCCCUGCAAUUUCACUGCUCAAUUCACUGUCAUUUAGGAGUUAAAUCACUUUGUUUCUGUUUAUGCAGCCCUAGCCACACCUCCCCUGGCUAUGAUAGACAGAGCCUGCAUGAAAAAAAAAAAAUUGGUUUCACUUUCAAACAGAUGUAAUUUACCUUAAAUAAUUGUAUCUCAAUCUCUAAAUUGAACUUUAAUCACAUACAGGAGGCUCUUGCAGGGUCUAGCAAGCUAUUAACAUAGCAGGGGAUAAGAAAAUCUUAAUUAAACAGAACUUGCAAUAAAGAAAGACUAAAUAGGGCGCUCUCUUUACAGGAAGUGUUUAUGGAAGGCUGUGCAAGUCACAUGUGACUAGGGUUCAUAAACAAAGGGAUUUAACUCCUAAAUGGCAGAGGAUUGAGCAGUGAGGCUGGAGGGGCAUGUUCUAUACACCAAAACUGCUUCAUUAAGCUAAAGUUGUUCAGGUGACUAUAGUGUCCCUUGAACUUUCCUCAUAAAGAUUAAUUGAUUUAAUUCAUCUCUAUGAGGAGAUGUUGAUUGACCAGGGCUGUGUUUGAAUCGUGCUGGCUCUGCCCCUUAGCUGCCUCCUUGUCAGUCUCAGCCAAUCCUAUGGGGAAGCAUUGUGAUUGGAUCAGGCUACCACUUCUGAGGAUGUCAGCAGACUGCUUGUUUUUUUUUUUAGGUAAACAGCAUGCAGAUCUACAGCUUCAGGCUUGAAUACAGUAAGAUUUUGCUAUAUUUAUGGAGACAUGAGGGGCCCAGGGGGGCUAGAUGGUGGUGUUAACACUAUGUUUAUGUUCCUGACCCUAUAGUGAUCCUUUAAGCAUUAGCAUGGAGCCGAUGAACAUAGGUGCUACACGCUGUGCAGCACUGCCCCAGGAAGCACCUCUUGGAGCCAUCUUAGAAGAGGCCACUGGAGGUAUCUGAAAAGGCAGUGUUUACAUGAAAGAGCCCGCAGAGAAAUGCUAGACACCAGAGCUACAUUAAGCUGUAUUUGUUCUGGUGACUAUAGUGUCCCUUUAAUAAUGUGUUAUUAUUAUUAUUAUUAGAAGGUGGCAUUAGUGUGUCAUAUAAGCUUACACUUGUCCGCAUGCUGUAUAUUACCCCUCCCGUGAUGCUUUGCCAGCAGUAUGGCUAUAAGUGCAUUAUGGGAGUUGUAGUCUAUCUGCGCUGGUCCAUCCUCCCAUUUCUAUAAUAAUCAAUGCCAUGGAGGGAGUCUAUCUCUGGACACUGUGUGCCAUGGCUGGAGGGCGGUCCGAUAUAAAAUAAUGUAGAUACCCCUCAGGGAGGCGGAGCAGGCACCGCCCGCAGAAUCAGAUCUUCUAUCCAAACGGUGGGGGAGAUGGAGUACAAACAUGGCUGCGGUGAGCGCGGGCUGGGUGUAACAAGAUGGCGUCCGCCACCCAGCAUGCAGCGCGCGGCCCGGGGAAGGAAGUUAUCCCUUUAAACCCCUCCCCGAGCUAGGCCCCGCCCUCUUUCCCUCCGGCCCUCUGUAGAGGAAGCACGCGUUUCCCAGCUCCCUCACCGGACCCACAUCGAACAGUAACGUAAGUCUCUCCCUCGGUGCCGGCAGAGGGCGGGAAUAGCACAGGCUGGGGUGCGAGACACCGGGGAGCAGAGCUGGCAUGUGGCGGGCCUGGGGGCCAUUGGGCAGCCUUCACACAUGGGCUAUCUGGCCCCCCAUGGCAGCCUUCACACAUGGGCUAUCUGGCCCCCAUGGCAGCCUUCACACAUGGGCUAUCUGGCCCCCAUGGCAGCCUUCACACAUGGGCUAUCUGGCCCCCAUGGCAGCCUUCACACAUGGGCUAUCUGGCCCUCACGGCAGCCUUCACACAUGGGCUAUCUGGCCCCCAUGGCAGCCUUCACACAUGGGCUAUCUGGCCCUCACGGCAGCCUUCACACAUGGGCUAUCUGGCCCUCACAGCAGCCUUCACACAUGGGCUAUCUGGCCCCAUGGCAGCCUUCACACAUGGGGUCAUCUGGCCUCUACAUGGCAGCCUUCUCACACAUGGGCUAUCUGGGCCCCAUGGCAGCCUCUCACACAUGGGCUAUCUGGCCCUAUGGCAGCUCUCACACAUGGGCUAUCUGGGCCCCCUAGUAUGGCAGCCCCUUCUCACACACAUGGGCUAUCUGGCCCCUCACUUCAGCCCUCCCUUCACACAUGGGCUAUCUGGUUCCUCACGGCAGCCUUCACACAUGGGGUCUGGCCCUCACGCAGCCUUCUCACACAUGGGCUAUUCGCCCUUCGCGGGCGUGCUUUCACACAUGGGCCUGCCCCCGCGGGCGGCGUUUUUCGCAUUAAGGGGCUAUUUGCCCCUCGCGGGUAAAGCUCUUCUACACAUGUGGCUAUUCCACCUCGUGCAGCUCUUCACACAUGUGGGCUACUCCGGCCCCAGCGGCAAGCCUUCUUCACAUGGGCUACCUGGCCUCAGCAGCAGCCUUUCACAUGCUGGCUAUUCCGGGCUCCCAGCAGCAGCCUUCACACAUGGGCUAUCUGGCCCCUAUGGCAGCCUUUCACAUGGGUUAUCUGGCCCCUAUGGCAGCCUUCACACAUAUCUACCCUCACGCAGCUCUUUCACAUGGGCUAUCUGGCCCCCCGUGGCGGCUUUCACACAUGGGCUAUCUGGCCCCCCGUGGCGGCUUUCACACAUGGGCUAUCUGGCCCCCCGUGGCGGCUUUCACACAUGGGCUAUCUGGCCCCCCGUGGCGGCUUUCACACAUGGGCUAUCUGGCCCCCCGUGGCGGCUUUCACACAUGGGCUAUCUGGCCCCCCGUGGCGGCUUUCACACAUGGGCUAUCUGGCCCCCCGUGGCGGCUUUCACACAUGGGCUAUCUGGCCCCCCGUGGCAGCCUUCACACAUGGGCUAUCUGGCCCCCAUGGCAGCCUUCACACAUGGGCUAUCUGGCCCCCCGUGGCAGCCUUCACACAUGGGCUAUCUGGCCCCCCGUGGCGGCUUUCACACAUGGGCUAUCUGGCCCCCCGUGGCGGCUUUCACACAUGGGCUAUCAUGAGAUCGGAGCGGGACGCAACUUUGGGGUUAAACUGUGCGGAAACGGUUUAACCCCUGAAGGUAGAAAUGCAUCUGGGGGCCUCCUGGCACCACAACUUAAUUUAGAUAGUAGUUUUGGAGACUGGAGUGUUCAUUUAGUGCUCCAUAGGUAGGGGAGGCGUCUUACAUGGGCUGUCCAUCAGUAUGUGUCCAGGGAAACGUGCUGGAUCUGGUAAUUCUUCCUUCUGCAAUUAUAAAUUAUAACUUUCUCACCAGUUGAGGUCUAUUUGCCAAGCUCUGAAUGGCGCCUGGUUUGAAAACUUUAGACAUAUUCUCAAAUAGAUUAAUAGCUUCAGCCAUAUUUUAAUCUAAUUUUAAAUUUCGUUGGUUAGUUUGUCGAAUCACCCUUAUCACAAAUUACCAAUAUGCAACCACGUUUUUAUUUAUUUAUUUAUUUUUAUUGGAUUAGGUUCCUGUAAUGCAGAACAUUCAGCUGCCGGUUACAAAAUAUGAUCAUUGUGAUUGGCUGCCACAGGAAAGACAUCUAGGGCUGUUACUGGGUAGCAUCAGUGCUGAUGCUUUUAGUAUCAGCUUUGUACGUGUCGUCACCUAGACUGCAAGAUCGUUUGAGCAGGGUCGUAAUUUACCUAUUGUUCCUGUAUCAACUUGUAAUUGUAAUUUAUUGCUAAGUUUUCCCCCUCUGUAAUGUUGUAAAGGGCUGCGGAAUAAGUUGGCGCUAUAUAAGUACCAAUAAUAAUCACUGUGAUGUGCACCAUUUAAAGUGGAGGACCCAUGCUGCUUUAACAGCGAUAGGAAUGCAAUUGCUGUCCUAGCAGAAACUUGCCUGGAGCAUUCAACUCUCAUCACAAAGUUCAUUCUAAUUCUUGUGCCUUUCUUUAUACCCCAUAAGCUCAAUCUCUUGUUUAGGGAGAGUCAGGUGUUUUAAAAGGCAUAUUAACUAGUCCCCUUGCAUCAUCCCAUGGUUAAGUCAAGUGUUUGUGAGCGGUUUGACACUUACCUAGGUCCCCAGCUGCCCCGGGUCCAUCCCUUUUCACGGAUAGUGCCAAAUUGAAAAUUCUUUCAGCAUUACCAAUCACUGCAGCAGUAUUGGGUUGCCACCACUAUAUAGGUAAUGUACCGAAAAACUUUAAAGUAGAAUCUUUUUUACAGUAAGCUUAUAAGGGUGAAAAAUGGUUUACAUCUCUUAAAUGUAACUGUAAAAACUAUUACAACCAGUCAACAAUGUAAGCUUUUGGUAUAAAGAAUACAGAUGUUUGGCUUUCACUCAAUACCUUUUCUUUUUUCUUUUUUUUUAUGCAGUCUAUAGAGGGGACCUUUAAUACCACCACCAUUACAUCUCACAAUGGGAACCGCAAAAUAUUAACCAAUAGACAUCCUCUACUGUUAUAUUGCAGGCAUUGCCCUCAUCUGAACAGUGACUGCUACAAAGUAAAGAAAUCAAUGAUGUUUGGUUUCGGGUUUGAAAAUAAACUAAUACUAUUUCUAGGUCUAAUUUGACUGUAGUGGCACUUUAAAGGACUCCUAGGUUAUAAUUAAAGUAGGGCCACCAGAAUGUUUUUUUUGUUGGAAGUGCCUCUUACAAUGGCUGUAUUAAAGGACCACUAUAGUGCCAGGAAAACAUACUCUUUUUUUUCUGGCACUAUAGUGUCCUGAGGGUGCCCCCACCCUCUGGGUCCCACUCCCGCCCGGCUCUGGGGAGAGAAAAGGGUUAAAACGUACCUUUUUUUCCAGCGCCGGGCGGGGAGCUCUCCUCCCAUUCGGCUGAAUGCGCAUGCACGGCAAGAGCUGCGCGCGCAUUCAACCGGGCUCAUAGGAAAGCAUUCAUAAUGCUUUCCUAUGGACGCUUGCGUCUUCUCACUGAUUUUCACAGUGAGAAUCACGCCAGCGCCUCUAGCAGCUGUCAAUGAGACAGCCACUGGAGGAUGGAUGAACCCAUUUAUAAACAGCAGUUUCUCUGAAACUGCUAUGUUUAUUUUAAAAAAGGGUUAAUCCUAGAGGGACCUGGCACCCAGACCACUUCAUUAAGCUGAAGUGGUCUGGGUGCCUAGAGUGGUCCUUUAAUUACCAUACAUUGUAGUUGGUAUAAAGGUAUUGCUCUCAGCUUUUUAGCAAUCUUACAGUAUGGAGCUUGUGGUGGAUUUAAAGUGUACCCAGUUAUUCUAACCAACAUUCUCUUUCUAGGAUGCGUUACAUAUCUGCAUACCUAUUGGCUGUCCUCGGAGGCAAUGAUAAGCCCUCUGUAAAGGACCUCAAGAAAAUUCUAGACAGUGUUGGCAUUGAGACUGAUGAUCAGCGAGCAGAGAAGGUACAUAUGUUUAAUCCAGUUUUGAGGUCAAUAUAUAUGUAUUUAUAUUUUCAGAGGGAUUAUUGCUGUAUUAUGAAGUAGCCCUUUUGCAGCAUUGUAAUACAUGCUGUUGUGUUUGAUUCUCUGUGGCCACCCUUUUAACAAAUGUUAGUGUUAACUUUUUGAAUUAUAGUUCGGCAGCUGGUGGUUGUCCAGCUGUCAAUGGGUAGCAGUUACUAUCAUAUCUUGGCUGAGUGCCAUUAGAGGUGCCAAAAAAAAAUUCAUGAUACAAACAUAAAUGGUGGUAAUAGCAACAAUGAUCUCUAGACACCCACAUAUUUGGAGCAAGAUGUAGGCAAGGGGAUCAUACUGUUUUUUGGGGGGGUUUUAAUUAAUCUCUAUGUAAAUGGUUACUCCAAGCACCAGGACCACUUCAGUGAUUAGCUGCUUUGUUAGUUGUAGCUCCACCAGAGUUCCUGGCUUGCUAAUGUCAAUACUGUACAACUUUCAAUGAACGGAAAGAAUCAUUAGCUGAUAGUGGUCAACUCUGACUAUUCACAAAACUGGAAGUACAUAACCGGACCACAGUGGGGGUGGGGGCAAACCGUUGCUAAAUGGUUUGCCCCAUUGCUGGAGAACUGCAUCAUGUCACCCCUGGCAUUGUGACCACUACAUUUGCUUCUAUUAGUUAUGAUGAUUGGAGUAACCCUUUAAAUACAUUUAUAGGCUUAUCCUUUAUGCCCCUUCCUGCUAAGUUGAACCGUUUUAGUUUUCUGCUCAAGCAUUAAAAUGCUGUACAUUGUGUAAUGUGUUCAGUUUCUGGAUAUUUCCUAAAAUAGAGAUGCUGUGACUAGAGCUCAGUUUGGUAUAUUUUUUUUUUUUUUUUUAGAUCAACUAGUUUAAGUUUCUCAAUAUUUUCGAAAAAUAUAGUUUUUGGAGUGAUUACUCCAAACCUGAUGGGCUUAAAAAUAAAUAAAUAUUUAAGACAUUAAGAUGUAGUGUCAUUGGUCCUUCGUGCCCCUACAAAGGGAAAGCCUAAGCACCAAAACCACUUCAUCUUAAUUAAGUUAUUUUAGGGCAUCUGCUAUCCUUGCAUAUGAACGGUAUGCUCCUUUUGGGAUGUCCAUGCUUACUGGUUAACAGCCACCUGGUGCUCUGUACUAAAACAGAUUCAGUAAUAAAAUCUAUUCUACAUCCAGGUCCGCAUGCAAAUUAUGCUGAUGACAAAUUUGCUGUGCGUCCAGUGCUUCUCUUUGAAAAGCAUUGGAUAAGCGGAUCGCUAAGAUUGCUGCACAUACGCAAUGUGUCCUCAAUGCUUCUUUGUGAGACGCAGAUAUUGAAAUAUUUACAUAAUGCAUUAUAGAAUUGUGUUGCUGCUGGAAUUUACACAAAUGUGAGAAUAGUCUUUUUUGUUAGAGGUCAGUCUGAGCUCAGUAACUAUUACAGUUCAUUAUAGUGGUUAAGUUGCCAAUGGGCUGUUGGCAUCAUCCCUGGUUCUGUGGCAAAACAACUUUUAUGUGGUUUGACAGAGUAAGUUUCAUUGAGUGAACCUGGAUUCUAUCACCUUAUUAAUACCAACUUCAACCAUAUUUGAAUGGCAGCUAAACACGGAAUAUACUUAAAUGCAGAUUAAAAUGUUUGAUUUAAUGUUUGUUCAUUGUGUAUGAUUGCACUUUUGUAAGUUGCAAAAUGAAUGUUUCUGUAGGGCAGGGUAGGUAAACUAUCAGAGGUUGUGGGCCACAUUUCCCAUAAUGCUCUUAGUCAUAUACUAGCAAAGCAUUAGGUGAGAUGUAGUCCACAAAAUCUAGGGUGCCAAAGCCCCUACAGUAAGGUAUGCAUUAUAUGACCGGGAAAACUAGCUCAAUCCUUCAGUCUUCAUAAUUAAUAUAUUUUGCAAUAUGUUAACCUAUUGCCAAUAUCAGAGUGUCUUUUUCCCCCUGACCUUUCUAUUUAUGUAUUAAACUUUCUUUUGUGACUUUCUGUAUUUGUAGGUUGUCGGUGAACUGAAUGGCAAAAGCAUUGAGGAGGUGAUCGCUCAGGGUAAGAAUGCUUACAGUAAAGACUUGUAUUAAGAUUAUAACUCAUUUGUCAGGUGCACAAAUAGUUGGGCUGAUCUACUUUUUACCUUUUAUCGUUAUUGGGUAAGUUUUAAAAUGUAGAAGAACUUGCCCUCACUGCAGGGGAAAAAAACACUUCUAAACACCUCAGUCCAAACUGUUUAUUUAUAUUGACUGUGGAAAUAUUGUAUAACAUCCUUUGUGUGAAAAGUCCAUCCUAAUACCCACUGGUUUGUUGAUGUACCUGCUGGGUUUCGCUUGUGGACCACAUUAAUUGGAGAAGUGUCAACUCGUUUGUGGUUUUGUUUAAAUAACCAAAACUUUUAUGCAGACUUCUCUGAACAAAGCAAUGGCAAGUGCCCAUUCCCACUUUUUUCCCUUUUUCUUAUAAACUGAAUGAUUUGUAUGAUUGGGUUAUAUUGUGUAAUGCUCUGUUAAAACAUAUCUUCUUUGUAUUUCAAUGUGAUUUGGCUCUGGAGUCUAUUUAAACAAAGCUGUAUCAGAACAGCCCGGUUCUGCCCCAGGGGUCUGCAGUAUGCUGCGUUCCUUGAAAGAGUUUUCUUGGCAACGAUUUUUCAUUUACUAUAGUAUUUUCUUGGAGUGUAAUGAGUACACAUUUUCAGAAAUAUACUUUUAAUAACACCUUGUGUUGAAAUGAUUUCCUUGAAUAACCACCUAGUCAUGGCAGUUAGAAUAAUUGCUUAGGAGGCAGCAGUCAUCGUGAGACCCAUGAGAUUGUCUUUCAGCACUAAGUUACAUAUGCUAUGUUGACACAGCCUAGUUACUAGCUAGAACUUUGCUGUGAGUCGUGCUAUUUUAUUAGACAUCUUAAGUUUUUAUUUCCUAGCUGUAAUGAACACUGCCUGAGUAUGCAAUGUACAUUUAGCCUGAUAUGUGCUGUGAGGCAAUGUAAAUAUAUGCAUUUUUGAUGGGAAUGAAAGCAUAACCACACGUGUGCUUUUUGUUGCCUUUCUCAGCAGGUGCCUGUGUGCACUGUGAACACGAAGGAGCUUGUUUGUGUUUAAUAAUUUAACUUUUAAGCUGUUUGGAGAUGGACAAUGUUUUAGGAUAUAACUGCCACUGCGACAUGGCUGUGUGGGAAUGAAGAGGCUCCCCGACCCCUUUCUCAAUCAUAGUGAGGGGUUAAUCAUGACUGCAGAAGUGUGAUGCAUUUUUUUUAAUCUGAUUUUGUUGCAGGAUCUUGUAUGAAUACAUAAACUGACUAGCAAGAUGGCACAUGAAUACCUAAAGCCUUCACUGGUCAUGUAUAGCUUUGUAGAACAGUAUGACAGUGCAAACUAUUGCAGGCCACUUUCCCUUCUGUUAUAUGGACAGCAGGUGGCAGUAUAUGGGAGCAGUACAACACAAAGCCCCUAUCUGUAUCCACAUUAUUUUGUAGAAACAGGUUUCAAAUUGCAAAAGCGCUUUUUCAAAUUCUAAAGUAUUUGGUCAUUUUAAAUAAUGGCAUACCUGUCAUAAACAAAUGGCUAGCUAGUUUUGCUAAAAUUUCUGGUGAGUUUAACUUCAUUUAUUUGGUGUUUGCUGCGUGGUGGUCCUGCUCUGCCCUGCGUUUUUGUGUCUUCUUCUACUGUGGAAUCCGUAAAUAGGAGGGUGUAAAUUAUAGUAAGCAAUUCUGUUUGAAACAACCACAUCUUGUUUUGAAAUUGCUAGUACAAUAUAAAAUUAGGAAAUGGGCAUGUUUUGUUUCUGCUGUCCAUUACUGCAUACAUUUUUAACUUAGAUUCACUAUUUAAUUUUUUUUCCAACUCUAUAAUAAUUCCCCUGUCAGAUUGUCUUUGUAAGGCUGUGACCGUACUGAUAUAUUUUUCCAGGAAUGCCUCUGGAUAAAGACACUUUGCUUUAGCGUAACAGAUUUGGUUCUGGGAACUGUCUCCGGGGAUCUUACUUAGAGCCUCUGUCAGUUCUUUCCCCAUAUAACACGUAAGCAAAAUUUGUAAUAUUAAUAGGAAUCUGCUGGUUUGUUUUUUUUCUGUUUACAGUUAAGUUUCUUUGUGGAAAAACUUUUAGUUCUAGAACUCUUAGACGUCAUACCAGUGCUCUUUUGUACAUGUUUAUGAAAUAAAAAAAAUACUGGUUGAUCUUUAUAAAACAGUUGGCUCUAAACAAAGGUCAGUAGCACAUUGCUAGUGGUAAAUAUAACUCUUAGAAAUGUGCCCGCUAGGAGUCAGGACACAUGGGUUAUGACGGAGGAAAAUAAACAGUACUCAUCUAAUAUUCCAAUUUAUAUCGAACAUGUGCUGAAUGGUAUCCAUUACACGGACCAUGAGUAGUUACUGAAUACCUUGAAAUCUAUUCAAAUUAUUUUUUUAUUGUCAUCGUGGCGUUUUUAUUGGUCAUUAUGUCUGUAUGCAGCUUUUUGCACAGUGAUUAUGCACUACUGCGUGUUGGUAUAGCAUUGAUGUGGCAUCUUAAAGAAACAUCUCCUAGUAAAAGAUACAGAUGACCAGGUCAUAUUGGGGUACAUACACAUUAAGUCUUCAGGAAAAGUAGUUAAAGUACAAUAUCAUAUGGAUAUAGCACAUAAUCUCUCAUGGAAGGGUUAAUACAUACAUUGUGUAUACAAAAUGGCUAGCAAGUAUACUGAAACAUAUGAAGUAGUAGAAUAUUUUGGACCCCACCAAAGAAACUACAGCUGCACAUUUCACUUAGAGGAUAUGCAUACGUCUGCAACGAAUGUUCAUAUGGCUUAGCAGUUAAUGGCUGUAGUGAUACAAAUAUAAUUGCAUUUAAUCUGUUCUUUUGGUAACCGCUUGAAUACUAGUGUAAUUUAUAGUGUAACAUUUCAUCUAGAAAAUCAACCUCUAUUAUAAAGCCUUUUUUUAUUAUUAUUUUGUUUUUUUAGGUAACACCAAAUUGGCCUGUAUGCCCUCUGGAGGAGCUGUAGCUGUUGCUGCUAGUGCUGGAUCAGGAUCCUCUGCUGCAGCUGCUGCUGCUCCUGGUAAGUCAGAUGGAGAUUGAGCAAAUUAUACCAUAAUAAAGUUCAGACAAGUCAACGCCAGGGCAAAUGUAGGUGAGGAGCACAAAUUGUUGGGUGUAAAGGACAGAGCUCAUAGCAGUGAAAUGAGAGCGAGCUUAACUAGAUCUGCAGGAUCCAGAGGUGGGGAUUUCUAGAUUAUAUUUUUCACACAUGUUAAAUAAUUUUGACUAAGGUUUGUUUUCCUGUUUAUCCGAUUAAAUAGGAAAUAAAUAUAUAUUUAUAUUUAAUUUUUUUCCAUGACAAUCAAGGGUUUUGAAUUUAGUUUAAUAAAAAAUUAGAUCAUGAGGAAAGUUUAUCAAAUGCACAGGAUGUCCCUUCUUAAAGGUUGUCAUUGACCUCAAAGCAAAUAUCUAAACUGAUAAAAAAAAAAAUAACUUUUGUUUUAUGCCCAACAGAUUUUUAAAAUCCCUGGCUACACUUAAGUGGCUUUAUCACAAUUCCCACUCAACGGAUAUACGUUUGAUAAAGUAGGAACGAUUUUUCUCAUGAAUUUGCCGGUCUUUAGCAAAAGGUAGAUUUUCUGAAUCUAUUUCCCAUCAGCCGUCUCUUGCAGUGGCUGAUUGGACCAUGUAUUAUCUUGUGCAGUAAAUGCCUGUGGCAUCUUGUGUGUGUCAUGCAAAAGAAUAAGGAUGAUCCUUUAGUCUUGUUGGAUCUUCCAUAGACCCUGUUCGGGACUAACAUGCACAAAUUGACUGGAGUAUGGCAGCACAGAAAAGGUGUAGCUUAAAGGCACACUAUAGUCACCAAAACUAAUAUAGCUUAAUGUAGUUCUGGUGAGUAUAAUCAUUGCCUUCAGGCAUUUUCAUGCAAACCCUGCCUUUUCAGAGAAAAGGCAGUGUUUACAUUUUCCCUAGGGACGCCUCCAGUAGUCACUCCUCUGAUGGCCACUGGAGAUGCUUCCUGGUGCACAGUAGGCAGAACUGCCGCUUUGCAUGGGGACACUGAAUUUUCCUCAGAGAUGCAUUGAUUCAAUGCAUCUCUAUGAAGAAGUGCUGAUGGCGUUUGGCCCCGCCUCGCCAAUUUUAGCCAAUCCAAUGCUCUCCCUAUGGGACAGCAUUGGAUUGGCUAAAUGGUGGGUUUAACACACUAGGGUCAGGAAUACUUGUUUGUGUUCCUGACACUAGUGUCCUUUAAGGGAAGGAUCUCUCCAUGUCUGUAUCCUUGUCAACUACCUCAACACAAGUGGACAGUCAUACAAAAAUGCUAAAUUCCACACAAGUGAAAUCGUUACUAUCAGUAGUGGGGACACUUCCAGUGUUAAGCUGAAAGAUACAUCCAGUCCGGGAACUAUCUACACAUUACACUGGGGUUUUGUAAGGAGUAAUACAAUAGAUGUACUGAUAUCUAUGGUUCUAUUUUGCAGCUGAAGAGAAAAAGGAAGAGAAGAAAGAUGAAUCUGAGGAAUCAGACGAGGACAUGGGAUUUGGCCUUUUUGAUUAA
Molecule: messenger RNA, 16521 nt
Organism: Pelobates cultripes (western spadefoot toad)
Lineage: Eukaryota; Metazoa; Chordata; Amphibia; Anura; Pelobatidae
Source: the annotation of a GenBank genome assembly